ACGUACUCGAUUUUCAUAACGCGGAAAUCGGGAGCGAGGAGGGUUGACAGGAAAAGCAGCUUUAAAUUGAGUAAAAUAUUAUAUGAUUUGUAAGCAGUUAGACAAGCAAACUGUAAACAAACUGUAGUGUAAUAUUGUUGUAGAAUAAGAGUUUUGGGAACAUGGAGGAUGACGCGCCGGUUAUUUAUGGCCUUGAGUUCCAGUGCCGCGCUUUGACCGCUCAGACAGCUGAAACCGAUGCCAUAAGAUUUCUAGUGGGCACGCAGUCGUUCAAAUUUGAUAAUCAGAUCCACAUCAUUGACUUUGAUGAUGAGAACAAUAUCAUUAAUAAGAAUGUGCUUCUGCAUCAUGCUGGUGAGAUAUGGCACAUCGGCGCCAGCCCUGCUGACAAAGGAGUGCUGACCACGUGUUAUAACAAGAUCUCAGAUAGCCGUGUGUUAACGUGCGCAGCGGUGUGGAGGAUGCCCCCGGAAUGGGAAUCAGGCAGCCACGAUUCCCCAGACGAUUCAGCUCACAGCCCACAGGCCCUGCAGCUCCUCUGUCACCUUGACAACACGGCCCACGGCAAUGUGGCCUGUGUGUUGUGGGAGCCGAUGGGCGAUGGCAAGCGCGUGAUCUCUCUGGCUGAAAGCCACAUCGCGCUCUGGGACCUUCAGGAGAGCUCCACCAAGGCCACGAUCUCCAGCAGUGCCACCUUGGAAGGCAAAGGGCAGCUGAAAUUCACCUCGGGUAAAUGGAGCCCCCACCACAACAGCACCCAGCUGGCCACCGCCAACGACACAGCCAUUCGAGGAUGGGACCUUCGCAGCAUGAGUCAGAUCUACUGCAUUGAGAAUGCCCACGGGCAGUUGGUGCGAGACUUGGACUUCAACCCCAACAAGCAGUACUACCUGGCCAGCUGCGGGGACGACUGUAAGGUCAAAUUCUGGGAUGUAAGGCACAUCAACGAACCUGUCAAAACCCUGGAGGAGCACUCCCACUGGGUGUGGAGCGUGAGGUAUAACCACUCCCAUGACCAGCUGCUGCUUACAGCCAGCAGUGACAGCAGAGUGAUCCUGUCCAACAUGGUCUCCAUUUCCUCUGAGCCCUUUGGCCACCUCGUAGAUGACGACGACCUUAGUGACGGCGAAGAGAAUCAUCAUGAGGAAAAGAGCAAAGAGCCACUCCAGGACAGCAUCAUUGCCACAUAUGAGGAGCACGAGGACAGUGUGUAUGCAGCAGAGUGGUCUUCAGCCGAUCCCUGGCUCUUCGCUUCACUCAGUUAUGAUGGGAGGCUGGUGAUUAACAGAGUGCCCAGGGCUCUGAAAUACCGCAUCUUACUGUAGCAUGACUAAAGCGGUGAGUGAGAAUGAAAGCCGUUUUCCGGACCACUGAAUGCAAGAGACAUGAGUGAAACGAAUGCUAAACACUGAGCAAGGGAUUGAAAGAAAAGAGUGGGAAAGUUGGUCUACAUCUGCAUUAAAAACACACGGCCGCUAUUAACACUACCAAUUAGAGGCAGCCCUGGAGAGUAGAGUGAUGGCUGAGAGGCUGUUUGAAGGAGAGAAGGCUGGAGGGCAUGGAGUGGCGUAUGGCUUUGAAAAAGCCCCUCGAGUUGAUAGCCAGCGUCUAUUCUGUUAGUUCUGUUAGAAGCUUGCUUCAUCUCACCCAGCCUCGGGCACCACCGCUGAGUAGAAAGUGCAGCCAGGGAGAACGGCGUGCCAGGGGCAGCAUGGCACAGCGGGGCCACUCUCCUCUAGCCUUCACUUCUCUUCUCCUUUACUUACCACAUGCAUACAACUCCAGCUGUAAGGAGAUGAGAAAUGAAUCUGCAUCCAAACUUUAAAAGCGUUAACGUGACGUUCGUGGUGCAUAUUACCAGCUCUGUAAUAAGUAACAUUUCGCUAUUUAACAGAUCAAUAAAUCGUGACCUUAAUAUUAUAAGGUUCUAUCUGGGUUAAGAAUGAAUGGGAGAUGGAACUUUAUAAUAUUAAGGUCACAAAAUGUCAUAGUCUGAAACCUGCACUGCAAAAAAUAUCUUAGCAAGUAAAGAUAUAUUGUUGGGGUGGCAUCUUAUAUUUGUAAUAUCAAAUAUUACUAUUAUUCAGUUUGUUUUUAGAUGCUUUUACUCAUUUCAAGCUAUAAAUGAUCUUGUUCUAUUGGAAGAUAAUUUUGCUUCUUUCUAGAAAUAAAUGCUUAAAAUUAGAAAACAUAUCUGCCAAUAAAACAAGACUAUUUCAAACUUCAAAUUAGUAAAAAUGUUUAGAAAUGGGUUUAAUAAUCAUAUAUUUGGUUUAUUGUAAUCUUAUAAUAGGAAAUACUAGGUAAAUCUGUCUAUCUUCAUGAUGUUUUCACUUGCUAAAAUGUCAUUUUUUUGCAGUGUGGCUUUCAUUUGAGCAUAUUUAUUUUGCAAAUAUAUCAAAUAUUCUACAUGGUUUGACUGAUUAUUCUGAUUGUCCCUGUACAUUCCAAAUAAAAUGGAUUUGAAAGGCCAAGAAUUUUUACUUGUGGCUGUUUUAAUGCACUUCACCUCUUUUUCAAUACAUUUCUUCAUAGACGGAAGAUAAAAUCCCCAUGAAAUGGCUUGAGAGUCAUUUGAGCUGCAUUCAUCUAAAGCGUGUAGCUUGUAAUUCCCGACCUCCUAUAGUCAAUAGUAGUAUUUACUUUAGUUCAAUCCACACAGACAUGUUACACAUACAGUUUUAAAAUAGUAAAUGCAUCAUAAACUGAUAGUCACUAAUAUUAGUUAGCUAGCUUGUUGCUAACAAACACACACUUUCAUGGAGGCGGCCAUGUUUUUACCCUUUGUAGCUCCACAUUGCCGAGAUCAGACUUCCCAUUUCUCUGUUAGGUCGACUUGAUUCUGUAUGUUGAUGCAUUUCCUUUUGAAACAGGAAGUCAGAGUGAUGGUGUGUUGAAGUGCUUGACUGGUUUACACAACGAUAGCAUCUGAGAUUCAUUACGGGAGUUUAUAACAAGAGCACUUUUUCAUUUGCGGAGAACUUCACACUGCCGCUUCACCCACGCAUGUCAACAUUAACGAAGAUGAUAUUGACGAGAUGCUGUGUGUUUUUGGAGUUAUGCCAUACGUGCUUGUGCCGAGGUCGACUGUCAGUGGUGCCAGUGGUGAUGAAGAGCUGCAGUGGUCAUCAUAGGGAGGCAUCUGACCUAUCUGAAUGGUAGGCUUUAAUUAAUUUAUAAUAUUACGCUACUUGAUAAGAUGAUGGAGAAACCCUGAUGGUGUACAAAGAUGGAAUUGUGUUCUCAAUCAGUCUAAGGAAGCAAGAUAUUCCACUAUUGCAGUAUUCCAGUAACCAAGUUGGUUAAACACUCUUCUGAAAAGUACCUGUCACAUAACUGGCGAGCUUGCACAAAUUCCACCUUAUUCCAUCCAUCCAGCUAUCCAUUUUCCAUACCACUUACCCCGCACAGGGUCACGGUGGAGCCUGGAGCCCAUCCCAGGGAAAUCGGGACACAAGGCAGGACACCCUGGACAGAGUGCCAACCCAUUGCAGGGCACACUAUGGACAGUUUGGAAAUGUCAAUCAGUCUACAACGCAUGUCUUUGGACUGGGGAGGAAACCAGAGUACCUGAAGGAAACGUCUGAAGCAUUGGGAGUACACAGGGCAGAGGCGGGAUUCAAACCCCAAACCCCAGAGGGGCAUGAAAAAACCCUCCAGACAUUAAUUCUCAACCAAGGGAUGGUGGGAAAAAGGAAUAGUGUGCAGGAAGAUGCACAGCCAAAAAUGCACCAUUGAACAAUGUUUGCUGCUAAUGAGCUGCUGCUGUAGAGCAAGACCCGCCCCUGUUCUAGAGAGCAUUUAACUGGACGAUCACAAGACUAGUACAGGAAUGAAUCAUCCAAAAAUGUUAAGAAUUUUCCCAGAAGUGACAAAAUUAAGAUUAGACUAUCUGCUUAACACAUUCUUAUUUAUAUCUUUUCUAGGCAUACUAUCAUAUUAGUGUCCCUAACACUAAGGGACAGGUACAGAAAUCUCUUGAGACCUAGAAUAGUACGAACAUUCUCCUGAAUUCCUAAUUCCUUUAUUAAGUCUGCAGCACUUCUCCAACUCUCUGCUGUACUACUUUGUCUUCCUACUGGCUUAGUGAGGUUAAAAUGGGUUGAGACUUUAGGGACACUCUUCCUCUCCCUCUCACUCCUCCUUAACUCUGAAUUUUAUUGCCUGUCACUACGGUACAGUCUGCACAGCCCCAGCUUCCCCUCCUCUCCCUGUCCUGCUCUUGACAUGUGUGCUGGUGUGUGUCGAUGGAGCGGGGUUCCUGUGAUCAACCUGACAGCUAUAGAGGCAUGGUGCAGUGUGUGGCGUGCGCUCUGCUCUACCUCCAGCACCCUGUGUGUCUCUACAGCUCCUGAGAGGUCCUUUCAGCAGGCACACACUCCACAUUGGUGGGCUGAGAGAUGAGUGUCAAAGGGGAUUCAGAAAGCAAAAAUGGAAACAGAAAUGUUAUGUACUUUAGUAAACGGCUACAUGUGUCGUAAGAAAUAUAGUGGAGGUUGUGUAUCUUUAACAUCGUGAAUAACAUGAGGCAGGGAUUUCUUUUACAAUUCUUUUGAAAUAAGUACUAUUGUUUUACAUACAGUGGACAGCCUUUUGUUGGGUAUGUACAUGUACACUUAUAUUGGGUGAACCAUAUAGUAAUCACUGCCAUUUUAAUAUACAAUUAAUUCAUUUCACUUUUAUUUGUAUAGCACUUUUAACAAUAGACAUUCUCACAAAGCAGCUUUAUAGAAAUCUGGAUUUAGAUUUAAAAACUCCCUGAGAUGACAUGAGGAAGAAACGCUGAGAGGAGCCAGACUAAAAAGGGAACCCAUCAUCUUCUAUGCGACACCCGAUAUUAUUAAAAUGAAUAUUGUAUACAGGAAUAAAGAGUAAAGACAAGCAUUACUAAGUGUGUUCAGUACAUUGUGAGAGUCCUGGAAUGAGCACAGGACAGUCUUAAUGAUUACAGCAGCAGAUCUUAGGUACAAAUCUACAGUAUUCCGAUGACGUUAUCCACUGAAGCAAGCAUGAGACUUGAACAUAAACUGUUUUUGGGAAGUGGGACCAUCCACAAUAGUAGAAAGUGAGUCAGGGAGCCAAAAGAGUGUAAUAAUUGGGCAGUUUAAACACCUGCUAUGUUGUAUUUAGCUCACUUUGUGUCACUGCAUUAGUAAUUUUGUCAUUGUGUCUAGUUUCUUUCUUUUCAGUUUGGCCAUUGCCAAUUCCCACGUUACAGCUAGUGCUCUUCUGUGGCAUAACAGCAACCAACCAGGGACGGUGAAGCUUCCUCUCAGUCAUGCCACAUCAUCUUCCAGUUCUGCCACUGCAGCUUUUCAGCUCACACAAUGUCACAACGCAACUGAAAAUUCUAAACUGCCCUUUUUACGCAAGCAUGCAUGCAAUAUUUCUAGGUUUGCAUUCCUAUAUGACUCACCCAACAGAUAUAUGAUUCACCCAAUAUUAUCCAAUUAAAGCUGACAUUCUGUAUUUUAUGCUAUUACACACUGUUUUAUCAGUGUGCUAGAGAUAAGAGCCAAACAAGAACUGUAUCAUUAUCAAAUUUCUUAUGAAAUGCAUGAUAUUUAUGUUUGAAUCUCGACUGGAUCCUGCCUCACUUUCAAGGAAAAAAGUGCAUAAAAAUAAGAGUCAGUUUUGGUAUCAUCUUAUUUGGUGUUAACAGAUGGCUUAAAGUGAAUUAUGUUUUACUUUUAUAGAACCAAGUACAACAGCACCACUGAAGAAGCAUACGAAGAAGUAUGAAGAAGCAAGGCUGAUUUCUUUCUAGCUCAGCCUGUAGAUUCACACAGUCUAUCAUAGACAGUCGUGUCUGUUGAUUACACAGAGCAAACUGCCCACUAGGUUUCCUGUGCCUUGGGGGUAAUUUAUUUAAUCCGGCUUUGCUGAUACAUCCAUAACACGUCAUCAGAAGUGACUGAGAAGGCGCACGUGAAAUGAAAUAGUGGGUGUAGUAAACAUGAAUGAAGUGGAUUAUUUUCUGACUUAUUGACAGAAGUAAAUAGACUAAGCACACAUUUACCAAACAAAGUACAAAUUACACGAAGGGACGAAUGGCCGUUUUGUACAGUUUGAACAAAAGAGCCAACUAACAGCAAGCACAGCUUUUCUGUUAAUCGUGCUUGCUGUUUGGAAGAGACACGACAUGAUGACGUACUUGAAACACUUGACUAACAAAAACAGCAACGAGAUGUGCUGCCUCUGUCUGUCUUUCAGAGUGUUUAACAGAAUAACUGAUUUUAGUAUAAUUUAGUAGAUACUACAUUAGUAGAUAGUAGAUUUUUUCCCCUAUGUUUUGUAAAAGCAAAUUUUUGUUUGCAAUGCUAGAGAAAAACAUUAAUCCAAUAAAUGUGAUUAGUGUGUAUAGUAGCAUAGUUUUAUAUACGGUUUCCUUCUAAUUCUUUUGUAUGCAGCCAAUUUUCUCCUACUGUAUCUGCAGUCCGCUUAUUGAAUUAUUUCAUAUUCAUUUUGCUGUGGCUGAAGGCUCUAUAGCAUGUCUCUAUUGUUGCACUUGCGUGUCUGUUAUAUUUAAAUAAUAUUAUUAAAACCUCGGGGUCACUGAUGUGCAGUCUGUGGAGGGCAAAACCAGAAUUGGAUUCAGCUGCUCCACAAAUGAAAUUAGAUUUCAUUUAAUAAUUUAUUCAUGUCUGCUAUGUAGGAGAGCAACCUUCAGGGAGCCCAGGUGAUGAUUACCAACGCGCCACUCUCAUUAGCAUUCAGAAAUAUGCAUAAUCCCUCUAAAAGAAAAUGAUGCACAAACAGCAGCAGGGAUCUGCGGGAAGUAAUGACGAGAGAGAGUGGAGCAGAACGAAUUAUCACAGGCCACUGUGUUAGCCUUGGGAGGAUGAAGUGUGGAGGCUACAUGGUAAACUCGUGUUGUUUUACGAAGAAGGGACAUGUGUCCAGAUGGAGGGGUGUCAUAUAGCACCCUUUCAUGUGAAGGUUUUUUUUUUCCCCCUGUUAAUGUUUCUCAAGUGUGUAAGCACGCUUCCUCAUCUCCACCUGAAUAGGAAUAGAUAUGAAUCUUGGCUAGGUCUUGGAGAAAUCUUCUGUUUUUCUUUAAGCAUCUUUAAAUAACACAAAUAUGGCUUUAAACAUGUCUCACCUGUUACUAUUAUGCAGUAUACUAACAGCAUUUUAUUUUUCAAGGGACCAGCCACUAAACAACGACUCAAAGAGUAACCAAAUAAUUAUUAUUCCUACAAAUGGAGACAAGGCUCUGUAGCGUCAUAAUACCAUUAUGCACCAGUAGGAUACUGUUAUUGACACUGGGUUGUGCCUUUCAGUUGUCAGGAGCCUUAAGGCCUUUUGUUGUGUGGAAGAGAAUAUUAUUCCAAACACUUGCAUACAAAUAUUAUUGUCAGUCUUUGAUGUUUCUUUGCCUAGCACACAUAGCGGCUUAGUGACAAACAGCCCAGAGAUGAGGGAAGGCCUGCAAUAUAAGCGGCUUAUUCUGCAUCAUUCCUCCCAAGAUAAAGUGCAUUUGCUCCCACAAAAUGGCUGGAAUAUAUCAAUGUUUUUUUU
Pangasianodon hypophthalmus (striped catfish) is the source of this 7521-nucleotide messenger RNA. RefSeq names its product EARP complex and GARP complex interacting protein 1 (gene eipr1). The record is from RefSeq and is a predicted model, not a curated record. Gene Ontology annotation, molecular function: protein binding. The transcript has 9 exons. The coding region runs from base 162 to 1325 and encodes 387 amino acids. NCBI's taxonomy places the organism in Eukaryota, Metazoa, Chordata, Actinopteri, Siluriformes, Pangasiidae. Gene Ontology annotation, biological process: protein ubiquitination.